This is a messenger RNA of Vigna angularis (adzuki bean), 576 nucleotides long. RefSeq names its product G-type lectin S-receptor-like serine/threonine-protein kinase At1g67520. The record is from RefSeq and is a predicted model, not a curated record. Gene Ontology annotation, biological process: protein phosphorylation. Lineage: Eukaryota; Viridiplantae; Streptophyta; Magnoliopsida; Fabales; Fabaceae. Gene Ontology annotation, molecular function: protein kinase activity; ATP binding. The coding region runs from base 1 to 576 and encodes 191 amino acids. The transcript has 4 exons.
AUGCUCUAUUCUUCUGAUGAUGCUGGAAGACAAGUUAACAAUAACAACAAUACUACUACUACCUUCAACGCCAUAUUGCAAGAUACUGGGAACCUUAUGCUUGGUGAAGUGAACCAAAAUGGAUCUUUGAAGAGGAUAUUAUGGCAAAAUUUUGAUCACCUCUCACACGUUCUUAUGAUGAGAAUGAAACUAGGGUUUGACAGAAAAACUGGUCAAAAUUGUUGUGAGGCUUACUCUUAUGCUAACAUGAUGAAAGUGGCUGUGAGAUAUGAGCAGAGACUCAGCAAAAUUUGUGGUCACUGCUAUAAUUUGACAGCUGGGCUGCGUCAGAUAUACUUUCUUGUUGCCAGAAAAAAUGGAGGAAAUACUGCAAUUUCCAUUGCCUACAAUGAAAUAAAAGAAUGGAAGAAAGAUGGAAAGACCAGUGGUGAUAUGUAUAUUUUCGAUUUUCAAACUAUUCUUACUGCUAAUUUUUCUUCCACCAAUAAGAUAGGAGAGGGUGGUUUUGGAGCUGUCUACAAGGGAAAGUUGCCAAGUGAAGAAGAGGUAGCCAUUAAGAGACUUUCCAAGGUUUGA